Messenger RNA from Melampsora larici-populina 98AG31, 858 nucleotides. RefSeq lists its product as uncharacterized. Bases 1 to 858 code for a protein of 285 amino acids. NCBI's taxonomy places the organism in Eukaryota, Fungi, Basidiomycota, Pucciniomycetes, Pucciniales, Melampsoraceae. The record is from RefSeq and is a predicted model, not a curated record. The transcript has 5 exons.
AUGGCCUCUAAACCAAAGGCGCCUAGACGGGAGUCGCGAUUUCUUUCCACACUUGCCAAAUUUCUUUAUAUGAUGAUCAUUUUCUGUUUGCCGUGUCAAGCUGCAAAGAGUAGAUUGGAAAAAAGGAUGAGUCCAGGUCCCAGAAGGCUUCCAAUCCAUCUGGAAAAACGAAUGACACAAGUAGACCAUAUAACCCAACCCUUGUUACACAACGAUCUAGUUGGACAACAUGAUCGUGCUCAAUUUCCCGAACAUUACGCCACUGCAAAAAAGGCAGCUCAAACUGGUAUUGAAAAACAUGAUCCACAUAAAAUAAAGUCGGAUCUGGUUGCGUGGCACGCUCCGGAAACAUACAGAUAUAAAACCCAAUCCGGUAAUCCUACAACUGGAAGUCGCAUGUCUCCCACUGACGCGCAGAGCGUCUCAGUGGACGAGGUGCGAAGUGAACAACGUCGCUACCUCCCUGAGUGGCUCGCAGACAAUCCAAAGGAUUUAGAAGCAUUUCGAGAUUGGUUAGCGAAGAGAUUCAGUCGCAAAUUCAAACAGUCUGAAUUACGAAAAUUCACCAAUGCUCGUGAUCAGGAAGAUUAUGAUAAGAUUGAUGUUUAUAUGACUUCAGCAAGAAAGAAAUGGAUGUACAAACGACCUCAAAAUCCAUACGGGCCACCUCAAAGUCCAUACAAGGACCCUCAUUAUUACUUCAAUAAGUGGUGGAACAUUCGAAAUCGAAGGAUUGAAUGCUAUGGAAAUUAUUGGAAGUUAUUCAAGGUUGGACUUGGGGAAGCCUUAACAGCAGCUAGAAAGAACAUUAAAUAUCUCUUCCGUCGACUUGAAUGGUUUUUGAGAAAGGGGAAAUGA